Opisthorchis viverrini is the source of this 1311-nucleotide messenger RNA. RefSeq lists its product as hypothetical. The coding region runs from base 1 to 1311 and encodes 436 amino acids. The record is from RefSeq and is a predicted model, not a curated record. NCBI's taxonomy places the organism in Eukaryota, Metazoa, Platyhelminthes, Trematoda, Opisthorchiida, Opisthorchiidae. The transcript has a single exon.
AUGUCGAUAGUCAACCACGAUCAUCUCGUCAGCGCGAUUGCACUGUUGCUCCUACUAAGUUCUUACUUCGAAAACGUGAUUUUUCUCAAAAUCAAUAUGUACACACUUGUCUAUUCCAACCAUAUCUUCUGCAGCGCUCCAUGUUCUCCAACUCAAAAGCCAAUGAGAAUGCGUCCUGCAAGAUGCAUCCAUGCCUUACCAGUCACCAUCCUCGUUUCGUUGCUACUGGUCUUUUGGUGGGCAUGGAAAUAUGAUCUUACUGUUGUCUACCUAAAUGGACUAUCGAACUCAAAUACCCCGGAAACUCUCAUGGUUGAUCCCUAUUUGGUGAAACCUUACUGGGCAAACACGAGUUUUCGGAGUUUACCGGAUCUCGAACAGCUCAACUGGCCAGCUACCGAAUAUUCUCCGGUCCCGGUGGCUAGAAUUGACAAGUUGACAGGCUCCAUGGAACCCCAUCCACGUGCAUUUCAGCCAGUGUUCAGCCGGGGUCAGCGAGCACUCGUUUCACGUCUAUUGGCUUUGUUCGCACAAGUCCUCAGUACCAACGGCCUUGGAGACCGGUUCAUCAUCAAUGCCGGAUCACUACACGGUUCACUUCGACAUCAUGAUAUUAUACCGUAUGAUGACGACGUCGAUGUGUGCAUGGAACUUUCUGUGCUGCCCAGAGUCAUUGAACUGUUUCGUGCUCAUGAGCCAGACUAUGUUCUCUACACUGAAAAGAGACGAGGAAAACUCUACACUCGACAAAUACCGCCAGAAUUGGAACAGACUGAUGCGGAGUACAGCCGAAACACUAGCAAGUAUCCAUGGUUCUGGCCCGCGGUGGAUAUUUGCUACUACACAAAUAAUAAAACACAUGUGUACGAAGUUGGCGCCAAUACCUGGAGACGUACCUGGCUGAUUUCCGAAUUUUAUCCAUUAUUGUUCCGCCCAUUUGGUCAUCGAUGGUAUCCAACCCCGUUCAAUCCCAUCCAGUACAUCCGAACGAUGGUUACACAGGAUCGAUUCUGUUUUCGUCCAGGAUAUUCUCACGUGUUUGAGACGAGUCUAAAGCUUCAGGCAACUCCGUGUCAAAAUCUUGGCAUGCGCUUUGCUUUUGUAGAACGUUCAAGAGUCAAUAACAGAUCAAUCACCUUUCCACCCCGUGCCAGUGAUCAUCUUAAACAACUCGUAAUCUGUGAGGAGCGCUUGAUUAUACAAUCACGAAUGAACCAAGCACCAACUGUCUUCCACACUUUGCAGCUGCCUGUUCAUCCAGAUUUGGCCAUGCUGGAUACUUAUGACUAUGGAAAAAACAAGGAGGGAUGA